Molecule: messenger RNA, 972 nt
Organism: Punctularia strigosozonata HHB-11173 SS5
Lineage: Eukaryota; Fungi; Basidiomycota; Agaricomycetes; Corticiales; Punctulariaceae
Product: Aldo/keto reductase
Exons: 7
Coding region: 1-972 (323 amino acids)
Cellular component (GO): cytoplasm
Source: RefSeq, a predicted model, not a curated record
AUGACGCGCGACCUUCUGCCCACUCGCAAAGUCGGCGAAGACUCGGUGGUGGCCAUCGGCCUCGGCCUGAUCAGCUUGUCGGGCGGUUACGGCCCCGUCGGGGACGACGAGGCGCGGCUCAAGUUCUUGGACGACGCUUACGAGCGCGGCGCUCGCAACUGGGACACCGCGGACAGGUACGGCGACUCGGAAGAGCUCCUGGGCAAAUGGUUCAGACGCACCGGCAAGCGCGCCGACAUCUUCCUCGCGACCAAGUUCGGCACCGCGCACGGCGUUCCCGGGCGCCACGUCCGCGCCGACCCCGAGUACGUGAAGGAAGCGCUGGACAAGAGCCUGCAGCGCCUGGGCGUCGACCACGUCGACCUGUAUUAUCUCCACCGCGCGGACCCGUCCGUGCCGAUCGAGCUCACCGUGCGCGCCAUGGCCGAGCUCGUGAAGGAGGGCAAGGUCAGGCACCUCGGCUUGUCGGAGAUAUCGAGUAACUCCGCGUUCGAGAUCGGGAUCGAGAGCCGGGAGCUGGGGGUGUUGGCCGCGGCGCGCGAGGUAGGGGCGACGGUGUUCGCGUACUCGCCGCUCGGGCGCGGGAUGUUGACUGGCAAAUACAGAAGCCCUGACGACUUUGCUGAGGGUGACGUGCGCCGAUAUCUGCCCCGGUACACGAAGGAGAACUUUCCUAGCAUUCUGAAGAUCUGCGACGGAAUCCGGGAAGUCGCCCAGCGAUGCGGCGCGACCCCCGGCCAGGUCGCGCUGGCUUGGCUACUCGCGCAGGGCGACGACAUCGUUCCGAUACCUGGGACGAGAAGGAUCGAGAACUUGGAGGAGAAUCUCGGGGCAUUGUCUGUCAAGUUGUCGCCGGAGGACGUGCAGCAAGUCCGCGAACUCGCAGCCCGCUCCGAGUUGGCAUCGGUGAACCGCUAUCCGGAGGCUUCCAUGCAGGUCGUGUACGCGGACACGCCGGAGCUGGAGGAGUAG